CUUACUCCGCCUUUUAGUCCGUGUCGACUUGUUGCUCAACAGUACAGUGGAAAGAGAGCCUCAAAGGCUGAACCUGUUCACAAAUCAUCAUCAACACCUCGGGUCACGGCAGGACAGAAAGUCACCAGGCUGUAACAGAGAAAUAAAGUGAGGUGAAUCUCAAUUUCUAACACUAUAUUCAGUGUCAGAGAUUGAACCCAGCAAUCACAAUGGCAGACAGCGGGAAGACUAAUGAGACUGGAGCUGCAGCAGCACAACCAGCUAAUGGAGAGCAGCAGAGUGCUGUUUCGAGAGUGAGCAGCUUGCCUCUGGUCAGUUCGACUUGUGAGGUGGUUUCCAGUGCCUACACUAGCACCAAAGACAACGUGCCCUUGCUGAAAGGAGUUAUGGAUGUAGCUGAGAGCGGGGUCCGAACCUUGGGUGCUGCUGCCACAACGGGGUCCAAACCCAUUUUGGACAUGAUCGAACCACAGAUUGCCACAGUGAAUGAAUAUGCUUUGAAAGGACUGGAUAAGAUAGAAGAAAAGCUGCCUAUUCUUCACCAACCAGCAGACAAGGUGGUGUCGGACACAGUCGGUAUGGUAUACCAGUCAAUGGCAGGAGCCAAAGAUGCUGUGGUGGGUGCUGUGAUGGGUGGUGUCGAGCUGACUAAGGCAGCAGUCAGUGGAGGCAUCAGUACUGUCAUGGGCACUAAGAUGGGCCAGAUGGUCAGCAGUGGGAUGGGCCUGGCCCUUAGCCGAUCCGAGGACUGGGUUGACCAAAACCUGCCACUGACCGAGAGGGAGCUGGCUGCUCUUGCUGAACCUGCCAGCUCUGAGGUGACUACCACUACGUCCAGCCCCAGCUAUUUUGUUCGUUUGGGGAAACUCUCUGCCAAGGUACGGGAGCGAGCUUAUGACCAGUCCCUGGUCCGUGCACGGCACGCCAGGGAUACCACCUAUGCUGCCAUGGCUCAGAUUUCCAGCACUCUGGACCUGCUAGAGAGCACCCGUACCAGUGUGGGCACAGUGAGUAACCAGUUAGGAGGGGCCUCAGAGCAGCUGCAGCAGCGGUGGACAGAGUGGACACAGAAACAGGAAGGAGCUGAACACACUGAGCCAGAUGGGGCCAAAGAUGAAUCAGAGCAGCUGGAAUGGCGGGCCCUCACUUUGGUGCGUGGGCUAAGUGACCAGCUUAGGUCGGCAUGCUCCAGUGUGGUUUCAAGCACACAGGGCCUGCCAGGAGCAGUGCAGGACCAGCUGACCAAUGCACGGCAAGCUGCUGAGGAACUCCAGUCCUCUUUGGGAAGCGCUAGCACAAUCACUCCCCUCCUUCUGGAGCGAAGCCGUCAACAAUUAAAACAACUCCAGCAAUCCAUGGAUGGUGUCAUGGAGUAUCUACUAAACAACACACCACUUAACUGGCUAGUGGGGCCGUUCGCUGCUCAGAAGUCUGAGAAGGCAGAGAGAGAUGUGCCAAUGGAGAUGGAUAGCCCAAACAACUAGAUUUGUGCUUACAUAUAUAUACUGUUAACUGAAUAAAAAUAAUUUGCAUAAUGAAAGAUGCCUCACAGUUCUAUAAUGAUGUUUUCUUCUUAAUGAUUUAAACUUUUAUUUAUAAGUUAUUGACACUACAUUUAUGGUGUAGAAUUUGAUUAAAUGUAAUGGAAAUAAAAAAACUACAUUAGCCUUUUUUUUUUU
This is a messenger RNA of Melanotaenia boesemani (Boeseman's rainbowfish), 1679 nucleotides long. RefSeq names its product perilipin 3 (gene plin3). Gene Ontology annotation, biological process: positive regulation of triglyceride storage; lipid storage. Gene Ontology annotation, cellular component: cytosol; lipid droplet. The transcript has 8 exons. The record is from RefSeq and is a predicted model, not a curated record. The coding region runs from base 210 to 1484 and encodes 424 amino acids. Lineage: Eukaryota; Metazoa; Chordata; Actinopteri; Atheriniformes; Melanotaeniidae.